Molecule: messenger RNA, 1598 nt
Organism: Vigna unguiculata (cowpea)
Lineage: Eukaryota; Viridiplantae; Streptophyta; Magnoliopsida; Fabales; Fabaceae
Source: RefSeq, a predicted model, not a curated record
UUUGUACAGGUGUUCUCUAAAAAUGGAUUCCACACUAUGAUCCUGCUACCUAUCUCUAUUUAAACAAAGCCUUCGAUCGUGGUGCUUUCUACGCUCUCUCUCUCUCUCUUUCGUAGGGUGAAAAUGAAUUUGUCGUUGGCGAUACUCGUGGUCAUAUUGGGCACAACUUGUGGUGGUGCUUUUGCGGAGUUGGAAAGUAAAGUGAAAACAGCAGUUUUUCUGUCCCCCAAAUUCGAACUUGGACCGGGAUCUGUUGCGAAUAAAUAUGAUUACGGUAUUGAUUUUCCUAAAGGUCACAUAGCACUCAAGAGUUUCAACGCCGAAGUAGUUGAUGAAUCAGGGAACCCAGUGCCUCUCCAUGAAACCUAUCUGCAUCACUGGGUGGUUGCAAGAUACUAUGAACCAAAACAUGUGACGACACAGACAAGGUACGAUGGCCAUAGGUUGCUUCGCCCAUCUGGCCAUAUAGUGGUGAGGAACAGUGGAACCUGCCAGAGAGAUGAGCUGGGACAAUACUAUGGUCUUGGAUCUGAAACACGUGGAACUGCUACGGAUGUUCCUGAUCCGUUUGGGAUAGUUGUGGGUGAUCCAGCAGAAAUUCCAGAGGGGUAUGAGGAGAAGUGGUUGCUGAAUAUCCAUGCUAUUGAUACACGUGGUGUGGUGGAUAAAUUGGGGUGCACUGAGUGCAGGUGUGAACUUUACAAUGUUACAGAGGAUGAAAAUGGGAAGGCUAUCAGGUCAGAUUAUAAGGGAGGUUUGCAUUGUUGCUACGAUGAAACCCAGUGCAAGUUGAGGGAAGGUUUUCAUGGCCCAAAGAGGAGUCUCUAUCUCAGAUACACGGUGAAGUGGGUUGAUUGGGACAAGUUCAUAGUGCCUGUUAAGAUUUACAUACUUGAUGUCACUGAUACUGUCAAAAUAACAGAUGAUUCUUCAGGAGACAUUGUUGAUCAUAAUUGUUUGAUCGAGUACAAUGUUGAAUCUUGCAGCUCUGGUGAAAAGGAGUGUCUUGAUGUGAAGAGAACAAGUUUCCCUAUGCAAAAGGGUGGUUAUGUCAUCUAUGGUGUUGCUCACCAGCAUUCAGGUGGUACUGGAUCAACUUUAUAUGGAAAGGAUGGAAGGGUAAUAUGUUCUUCAAUACCUACAUAUGGGAAGGGAAAAAAUGCAGGAAAUGAGGAAAACUACAUUGUGGGAAUGUCUACAUGUUAUCCUAAAGCAGGUUCUGUAAAGAUAAACAAUGGUGAAACUCUGACUCUAGUGUCUAACUAUAGCAGCAGUGAUGGUCACACUGGAGUAAUGGGGCUUUUCUACCUGUUGGUGGCAGAACAGCUUCCACACCAAGACUUCAGACAUUCCACUCGUUCUUCAUUCUUUACAAAUAUCAAUAGUUUGUUUUCUUGAUAGUAUAAGCUAGUUUUAGAUUAAGGAAUGUAGAAAUGGGAUUAUCAAUAAUUUGUGUUAUAUGUCGUUUGUACUAAGUCAGUAUUCGUUAGUUAUAUAGAGUGAUACUGUAAUUUAUUUUAUGUAGUUGUAUUCGAUAUCAAUACUCUUUGAUAUUUCUGUGAUAUGUAUUGUCAAGUAUCCAAAUUAUAUUUGUGACA